This is a messenger RNA of Onychomys torridus (southern grasshopper mouse), 2142 nucleotides long. Its product is annotated as sodium-dependent glucose transporter 1C. Lineage: Eukaryota; Metazoa; Chordata; Mammalia; Rodentia; Cricetidae. Gene Ontology annotation, biological process: transmembrane transport. The transcript is spliced from 4 exons. The record is from RefSeq and is a predicted model, not a curated record. Bases 311 to 1522 code for a protein of 403 amino acids.
CGGUCCCUGGGGGAAGGUGACACUGGGCGGGACCUCCGGGACUGGAAGGAUCCCAGCUCAGACCUCCUGGGGGAUCUGCCGAAAAGCUUGGCAGCAGCAGCAAGACCAGUAGCCUGGAGUGGCCAAGCUGGAGCUGGAAGUGGAGUUCCGUGGGUUCCGGGCCGCGGCUGCUGGGCAGCGCCUCCUCCAGGCCGAGACCCCAGCACAGAAUGAGCAGAAGGCGGCGGCCUCCCGGGGCAGGGGCCCGGCCAGGAGCGCGCUGCGCUGGUUCUCCACCGCGGUCCUGUAUGCCGCCUUCCUGGGGCUGGGAAUGACUGUUGCCAUACUGGGACCCACAUUCCCAGACCUGGCAAAGAAUGUGAACCAGAACAUCAGCAGCCUUUCGGAAGUCUUCGUGGGCCGCGCCCUCGGCUACUUGUGUGGCUCUGUGGUUGGCGGGGCGCUUUUCGACUGUAUGAAUCAUUUUUUACUUUUAGGGAUGUCAAUGUUGGCUACCACAAUUGGUCUUUAUCUUAUUCCUUUCUGCAAGACAGCAACAGUACUGAUUGCCAUGAUGUCUGUAUUUGGUGUUUCAUUUGGUGCUCUGGAUACAGGUGCGAAUGUCCUCAUCUUGGCUCUUUGGGGAGACAAAGGAGCCCCACACAUGCAGGCCUUGCACUUCAGUUUCGCCUUGGGUGCCUUUCUGGCUCCCCUGCUGGCUAAAUUGGCCUGGGGGACAACAGCAUCCACUCAGAACCACACAGAGACAGACUUUGUUCCUCUAAUGCUCAACCGAUCCUCUGGAGCCACCUCAGACUCUCUGUUUGCAGCGCCUGAGGACAAGAACCUGCUGUGGACCUAUGCUUCCAUCGGCACCUACAUUUUAGUAGUCUCUGUCUUCCUGUUUGGUCUGUUUUGUAAGAAACAUUCAAGACAGAAAAAAUCCACGGCAUCUGCUGAGGGAGCUCGAAGAGCUAAAUAUCACUGGGCCCUGCUCUGUCUCCUCUUCCUCUUCUUCUUCUUUUAUGUUGGAGCGGAGGUGACCUACGGCUCUUAUGUUUUCUCAUUUGCCACCACUCAUGUUGGCAUGGAAGAAAGUGAAGCAGCUGGCUUGAACUCCAUCUUCUGGGGGACCUUUGCAGCCUGCAGGGGCCUGGCCAUCUUCUUUGCAACACUCUUACAGCCUGGAACCAUGAUUGUGUUGAGCAACAUUGGCAGCUUUGUCUCAACUUUAUUUCUGGUGCUGUUUGACAAAAGCCCUCUUUGCCUCUGGAUUGCAACUUCUGUGUAUGGGGCCUCCAUGGCAGUCACAUUUCCCAGUGGCAUUUCCUGGAUUGAGCAGUACACCACCUUAACUGGGAAAUCCACAGCAUUCUUUGUAAUUGGUGGUACCCUGGGAGAAAUGGCAAUUCCUGGAGUAAUUGGAAUUCUUCAGGGACACUACCCAGAUCUGCCAGUAGUUCUGUACAUCUGUUUAGCUUCAGCCAUAUCCACUGCUGUUUUGUUUCCUGUGAUGUAUAAAUUAGCCACCUUACCUCUGUAAUAUAAAUAAAAAGAAACCAUCUCAGGGGUCCAGAACACUUUGCCCUCUAAGUCCGUACCAUAAAGAAAAGGAAGAAUGGGAAGAUGGAGAAAAAAAUGAAUUAAAUGGAUUUUGAAGUUGUUAAACAAUGCAUCGAGGCAAUCUGUCAUUGUCUAGAAACGUUGAUGGUGUCCUCACCAAUUCCUCUUAAGUACAUUGAUUUGGACAGUUUGGUAUCUCUGUGGAAUGCUACAUUCGUUUCUUUACUUGUGACUGUGACCAAUACUUGACAAGAAGCCAAGGAAGGACUUAUUUUGGGUCACAGUUUGAGGGUGCUGUCUAUCAUGGAGGGGUGGGCAUGGUUACAAGAGGACCCGUGUAUCAGGAAUGUGGAACUGGGGACCUUUUCCUUCACAUUUGGGCAAAACAGGAAACAGAGAGGGGAUCAAAAAUGUGUCCAGGUAUAAAAUCUCAAGCUCUGCCUCUAGUGAUGGACUUCCUCCAGAGAAACCUCAUUUCAUCCAUAGAAGCCCCACUUCCUCCAGAGAAACCUCAUUUCAUUCACAGAAGCCCCACUUCCUCCAGAGAAACCUCACUUCCUCCAAAGGAGUUCACUUCCUCCAGAGAAGUCCCAUUUCCUC